AUGGAUGACUCUGUUAAUGAAUAAGAGAUGCUAAAAACACUUGAAGUUCAUGUUAUUAAUGAGAUAAGCUUAAUCAAAGAUUAGUAGUAAAAGGAUUUUUUAUUGCUAAAAUCAGCAAUUGAAGAAAAUAACAAAAUGAUGAAAGAAUUGAUUUAACAAGAGUUUGGAUAGGCAAAAUUAAUGAUGUUAGAAUAGCCUGCCAAAGAAGUGAAAGUUAAAAUCAAUAAAGGGCCCCUAGCAUUGACUACAGUAGGUAAAUUGAAAGAAAAAUACAAGAACGCUGUAUACAACGAUGGUGUCGUGUGCAAAGGUAAUUAAUUCGUCGGUUGCAAGAACUCAGAUAAGAUUGGUAAUGAUCCUAAUGAAGUUAUUAACCAUUGCUCUUAAUGCAAUUUUGAUUUGUGUCAGAAAUGUUUUGAGCUAAUUGAAAAUAUUCAUGAGCAUCCUCUCGAAAAAGUUACCUACGGUCACCUUUUAGAAACCUAAAAAGAUUCCUACGGUGGAGGAUGGUAAUGUGAUUGCAGAAGUUUCUAAGGAUGCGUUUUAGAUGGCAAGGCCAUUAAAGAUCAAUAUGAAAUUGUUUAUCAUGAUGCUAUUAACUAAUUUAAUUUGUGUGUGUCAUGCGCCAACUCCUACAAAGUUUGA
Messenger RNA from Stylonychia lemnae, 645 nucleotides. The record is from the annotation of a GenBank genome assembly. Lineage: Eukaryota; Ciliophora; Spirotrichea; Sporadotrichida; Oxytrichidae.